This is a messenger RNA of Cryptococcus wingfieldii CBS 7118, 2433 nucleotides long. RefSeq lists its product as hypothetical. The record is from RefSeq and is a predicted model, not a curated record. The coding region runs from base 1 to 2433 and encodes 810 amino acids. Gene Ontology annotation, biological process: protein catabolic process in the vacuole; cellular response to glucose starvation. The transcript has 4 exons. NCBI's taxonomy places the organism in Eukaryota, Fungi, Basidiomycota, Tremellomycetes, Tremellales, Cryptococcaceae.
AUGGCCCAGGUCAUACCUCCCAUCUCGCUCACUCAUAUCUUCCUUCUCUCCCCCAUCUCUCCCCCCCGUACUCGGCCGACAUUGCCGCCACCCUCCUUGCCCGUCGCCCCCGACUUGCGACGACUGCCGAUCUUUAUAAUCAACCUCCACCAGACAUCACUCCCAUCAGACUCUGGGGCUGCACCCUCAGUCGAGGACAUCCAAGACCGCUUGCCGUCUAUAUGUGUUGACUAUCUCUCACAUGACUGGUCGGAAGAGGAUGUCUGGGCAUCAUGGCGUAAUAUGACUCGUCAUAAGCAUGAGAUCGCCAACGGCGUCCGGCUAGAGAACGCCAGUUGGCGAACGUGGAACAAACAGAGGAACAAGCUCAAGACUAUCAGCCCCGAGACUCUCAAUUGGUUGAAGGAUUCAGAUGUCACUUGGUUGUACGGACCUCUCCACACCGCCAACGUCGAGCCUGUCCGUCCGCUCAAGGUGUCCUCCACCGACGAUCGGCUGGGCAUCGAUCGUCCAAACCCCGACGCCAAGAAGCCUAUUCUCAAGCACCGAACCCUUUCGGAGAUGCUCACUAUCGCGUCCCCUUCUUCCCCUGGGCACGAAGGCUCUGACGGUGAUCAUGCUCAGCCUUCUGAUGAUGAAGACCGCCCCAAGCUGCUUCUCCAGACCAAGUCGGACACCAACAUCUUGCGUAAUCGCAGUGCUGUUCUGGCCCGUCAAAAGAGCCCAGAUCGCCAUCAUAAUCACAACUUCGACAAGAGCCCAUCUGAUGAGAACGGCCCCACUUCCCCUACAGAUUCUCAACAGAACAGUAGCAAGAGGCACAUCAGCUUCAACACUUUUGUCGAGCAGUGUAUUGCUGUCAGCGAUCCCACCGAAAACCAGCAGCAUCACCAGCAGCAGCAGUCGCAGUCGAACAGCCCUAGCGACUCGGACGAUGAAAUGCUCGAGAUCAAACCGUCUUCUUUGAGCUCCAGCAGUCGCUCUUCUCGGGAGUCUCGUCCAAGCUUGAGUCGUAAUUCGUCUACCGGCUCGUCCGAACAUCUCACGAUUGCAAUGAUUGCGCCCACCAUGCUGAAGACUGGGCCGGGCCACAAUCCCGAUCUACCUUGUGUCUACGCACCGCCGUCCGAGUACCAGUCUCCGAGCGAUGAUAGAACAGAUUCCUACGAUUUCCCUUCGCCUCAGAUCGACCCCUCCACGGGCAAGUGGCAAGAAGAAGACGAAGACGAAAGCGGCCGCGACAGUGGACCCUAUGACUAUUUCCAUGGUCCCAACCUGGGAGGCAGUGAACAGAAGAAGGGACAGGCUAUUCCCAAUAACAGCGGCCCCUAUGGUAACGGACGGCCCCCUUCUGGCUCGCCUCCUUCAAAAUACCGCAUUGCUGUCGAUCAGGAACGCAACGAUGCGUCUCCUGCCCCUUCUUCCAACCCCUCUGCCAAUGUCGGCAGUGUCACCUCUCCCCCUCAGCGCGGUAUCCUCAAAGUACGUCCUCCGGGACAAGUUCCCCCUCCCGAGCCAGCUUCACCGCCCUUGGCGUACUUCAACUACACUCCUUCUGCCGCGACAGGUAUUGGUGGUAUGCGGGGAACGUCGCCCUACGACCAAGCUGGUCCCACUGGAUCCCCGGUGACUUCUCCUGGUGCGGAAGAGCGUGGACGCGGAAGGACUCCUUCGCGGGAGCGAUUGCACGACAGGUCUUCUUCUCGUGGUACAUCCACCAGCUCUCUCAGCUCUUCCUCUUCGCGCUCUCCCACCGAGAAUACUGCUGGGGGUGUCUCCCUGCGAAAGGUCCAAACUCCUCCUCAGCUAGACCGGGUUCAGGAAGAAUCGCACAAUAGCGCCGGGGGAGACCAGACUCCCAGGAAAGGCGACGGCGUCAAGCCGAAAGGCAUCGAUCUGCCUGAGGCUCAGCCUGUAGAGCCUGGAUCCCCCUCGCUCGCUACUCCGGCCGAGCCUGAUGAGAAGCUCAAGGAUUAUGUGGCCGAUAGGUCGUCAACUCCUACUCCUCAUUCUUCUCCCCAGAUCACAUUUCGCCCUUUAAAAGACACAUCUCCCGCAUCCCUUCCCCAUACAUCCACUCAUAACAAAGCGCGAUCUCCCGACCUUCCCAAAGCCGACCCUCCUACCUCUGUUCCUUCUGCCGAUAAAUCCAAUAAUUCUGGCGCUCGUGCUACGAUUGCCCACGUUGGCACGAAUGCCCAACCCACAUUAUCUCAACCUAUAGAGGAUGAUGAUGGGGCGAGCAUCAUGGGGCGCGCGGCAAACAUUGCCAGCACAGCAAAAGAUCUGUUGGGUUCUCUCUGGUAUGGACAAAAUGAGGGCCAGGGGCAAGGCCAAGGUCUGGGUCAACAUCCCUAUCAACAGCAGACGCAACCAUUGCCAGGGGCUCAGGUGCAUGGCGGGAAUGCGAGGAGGAGGGCGGGUUCCAGCUAG